Tachyglossus aculeatus (Australian echidna) is the source of this 312-nucleotide messenger RNA. Its product is annotated as keratin-associated protein 9-3. The transcript has a single exon. The record is from RefSeq and is a predicted model, not a curated record. The coding region runs from base 1 to 312 and encodes 103 amino acids. Gene Ontology annotation, cellular component: keratin filament. NCBI's taxonomy places the organism in Eukaryota, Metazoa, Chordata, Mammalia, Monotremata, Tachyglossidae.
AUGUCCUGCAGCCCCUGCUCCACCGACUUCUGCGGCUUCCCUGGCUGCUACGGUGGUGGUUACUUCGGAAACGGUGCCUCCUCAGAGGGCGGCUCCGGCGCCGUCAGCUGCCGCACCAGGUGGUGCCGCCCCAGCUGCGCUGUGGAGGGCACCUUCCUCCCACCCUGCUGUGUGCUCAGCUGCACCCCACCCACCUGCUGCCAGCUCCACGAUGCCCAAGCCGCCUGUUGCCGCCCAUCCUACUGCGGGCAAUCCUGGUGCCGCCCAUCUUGCUGCCGCCCCCCCAGCUGCGGCCCGCUGGUGUGCUGUUAG